ACCAGGGAGUGUUCCUGGUUGGCCAACCCGAGUCUUCCUCUUCCCGGCUGAGCAGCUUCAUUGGCCGGCAGCUCUCUUGAAUGAAGCGCCGCAGAAACGUGCAGGCAGCAGGCAGGAGGAAGUUGUGUGGGCCGCCGCAGGGAGCGACCGACGCACAGCAACACGACCGCCGGGCGGGCUACGGUGGGUGGUCGGACACCGGUUAUCUGUCGACCGAAGGCGGCUGGCUCUCUCCCCGGAGCUCGGUGUCGGAGAGUGAAUGAGGUUGAUGCUGCUCUGCUGCACCUGGAAGGACGAACGCAUGGGAGAGGAGGAAGCUGGAGGAAGCUUGCCCGUCUGUGCGGGAUGCAAACAGAGGAUCUACGAUGAGCAGUACCUUCAGGCCCUCAACACUGACUGGCACACCGUUUGCUUCAGGUGUUGUGAGUGCAGCGCCUCGCUGUCCCACUGGUAUUAUGAAAAAGAUGGACGGCUCUUCUGCAAGAAGGACUACUGGGCCAAAUUUGGGGAGCUGUGCCAUGGCUGCAACGACCCGAUCACCACCGGCCUUAUCAUGGUCGCAGGGGAACAGAAAUAUCACCCAGAAUGCUUCACCUGUCUGAACUGCAGGGCGUUCAUCGGUGAUGGAGACACAUACGCUCUGGUGGAGAGAUCCAAACUCUACUGUGGUCACUGUUACUACCAGACCAUCGUCACCCCGGUGUCAUUGCCGGAUUCGCCAUGCUCGAGGAUCCCUCACACGGUCACACUGGUGUCGAUCCCUGCCUCAGCCGAGGGCAACAACGGACACAGAGGGCGGGGUUUCUCUGUGGCCAUUGACCAGCCACUCAGCCCGAUCAACGGCUACAGCCCUGAACAUGGACACACCGUCAGAGUCUCCCAAGUGGACGAAGACUGCAUCAGUCCGGAUGUGAAAAAUUCCAUUCACGUUGGAGACAGGAUCCUGGAAAUCAACGGGACACCAAUUCACAACGUCCCCCUGGACGAGAUCGACCUGCUGAUCCAGGAGACGAGCCGGCUGCUCCAGCUCACCAUCGAACACGACCCUCACAGUCAGGGGCAGGAAGGAGGCUCCUCAGAGGCUGAAGAGCAGGUGGACGGCCCCCUGUCCUCCCCUCCCCUGUCUGAGGGCCCCAGCCCCGUCCUGCCCAUCACCCAGCCCCCCAACCCCGACAUCAACAGCCUAAGGUCCCGCAUCAUCACGCGGAGCUACAGCAUUGAUAAGUCACCAGGCUCCAGCAACGCAGCGUCCCCCAUCUCACAGAGGAAGGACAUCAAUCGCUCUGAGUCGCUCCGCGUCGUCUCAAAUCGGACGCACCGCAUCUUCCGCCCGUCUGACCUCAUCCACGGAGAGGUGCUGGGGAAGGGCUGCUUCGGACAAGCCAUCAAGGUGACCCAUAGGGAGACAGGAGAGGUGAUGGUGAUGAAGGAGUUGAUUCGCUUUGAUGACGAGACACAGAGAACAUUCCUGAAAGAGGUGAAGGUCAUGCGUUGCCUGGAUCACCCCAAUGUGCUCAAGUUCAUUGGAGUCCUCUACAAGGACAAAAGACUCAACUUCAUCGCAGAGUACAUAAAGGGAGGCACCUUGAGGGACAUCAUCAAGAAAAUGGACAGCAGUUAUCCCUGGAACCAGCGGGUCAGUUUUGCACAUGACAUAGCUGCUGGGAUGUCAUAUCUGCAUUCCAUGAACAUAAUCCACCGCGACCUGAACUCACACAACUGUCUAGUCCGGGAGGACAACACAGUGGUGGUGGCAGACUUCGGGCUGGCUCGGCUCAUGAUUGACGACAAACACGAGGAGAAGUUGUCGCAGGGCAAACUGUCAGGCCUGAAGAGGCCCGACCGCAGGAAGAGGUACACCGUGGUGGGAAACCCUUACUGGAUGGCUCCUGAGAUGAUCCACGGCAAGAGCUACGAUGAGAGAGUAGACAUCUUUUCCUUCGGCAUCAUGCUCUGCGAGAUCAUUGGCAGGGUGAAUGCAGACCCAGACUACCUCCCCAGGGCGAUGGACUUUGGACUGAACGUGUCUGGCUUCCUGGAGCAUUACUGUCCCCCUGAUUGUCCCCCUGCCUUCUUCCCCAUAGCUGCUGUGUGCUGUGACCUUGACGCAGACAAACGCCCUGCUUUCUCCAAACUGGAGGAGUGGCUGGAGAACCUGAAGAUGCACUUGGACAUCGGUCUGCCCCUGGUGUCUGAAGUGAGCCAGCUGCACAAGACCUUCUGGGAAAACCACAGCAUCACGCGCUCUGAGAACGGCCUGCACGUCCACCCCGAACAGCCGGAGUAGGGCUGGACAGGACAGGAGGAGCGGGAAGUUAGAGUUAACCCCACAAGGGUACUGGAAAGCGUUAACGGGUGUCGUCGGUAAGGUCUGCGCAGGGUGAGCAACGGCCUGCCUCGUGCGGUGCAGUGGCUGGUGUUGCUUUUCAUAAGAGGAGGAGUCAUGUAAAUACCCCUCCAUGUCCCAGGCAGAUGCAGUGGGCGUAGGCUGGCUCAGGCUUAACAAGUAGACUCGGGGAAAGUGUGGAUCUGAAAAGCCACCUGUGCGAGACGCACGCACAUUCAAAGUCAAAUCAAGAGACAUUAACUAUGAUAGCUUGAUUCUGCUGCAGCCGAAGCUGAAGCGGAACAUAUGCAAUCAGACCAGACUUUCAAAUCAUGACUCAACUCUUGAAUCAUGUAGAUUUACAUUUGCGGUUUUCCACCAGUCAUAGCAUCCAAGAAUACUUACUGUAAUGUGUAUAUUCAUGUGGAUAAAGUAGUCCAAAAAAACAAAGGCAUAAAGCAAAUCUUCAGCCUCCUCACUUUGGGCCUCUACAGAGUACAUUGUGCAGUGUGUGUUUAUAGGUGACUUUGGUUUGAUUUGAUUUUGCUUUUUUGGUUUGGAUAUCAAAACUGAACUUAUGAAACAUGCUAAGGAGAGGGGCCCGUCUGUUGCUGAAGACGCAAAGGUUGAGCUCAAUUUGCUGCCCACUUAUACAAGUCAAGCAGAAUUUUAAAAGCUUUAAAUAGCUCACUUAAGAGUGCAUGACUGUAAAUAAUGCUGUCAGGUUAUAUCCUGGUUCAUCAUGUCCCUCUGACCUCAUUUGGUCAUCUACUACUUGACCUGCUUGUGUCUCUGGCGCUGCCCCUCUCCCUCAUUUAUUGUGUAGCACUGACUUAACUUUGAGGUACACAUACAUUAUACACACAUACAUUUUGGUACGUUGUCUCCCAAUUUUAAGAGCUGUCAACAUAUCUCACCCAUAUUGACUUGGCAUCAUAUGCAUUUCGAAAGCAUACCAGUGUACAUAGCUGGCAACGUUGUAAAUGUUUUAAAUAUUGUAAAUAUACAGACAUAUUUUAUAUACGUAUGCUACAUUGCCAUAUUUUUAUUGGCUGACCAGUUGAAAUUAAGGAGAGUAAAGGUUUGACUGCAGUUAAUAGAGGACAGCUGAAAGUUUUAUUGUUUUUUUUUUUUUGUUUUGUUUUUUUACUUUGUCACUAUUGUGGCAGGUUAGGGGCUUUUAGCAUUUGAGAAAAGAGGAAUCUUGACUCCACAAAACAUCUCCUACCCUCAGUUCAAGCUCAAUAAGUGUUACAUCCCGUUGUUUUCCUCCAUCCAAACAAGUCUGUCUCUCAACAUUUGAUUGAUCCUCUCAAGAGUUUUCAUGUAGCUGGAGUAAUCGUAAUACUGGAUCAUCUAAUCACAUCAAAUUGUUGGAAAGGGGUUAGUUGCCCCAUUUUAAAUCUCAACUCUAAUAUACUAUAAGUGAUAUAAGAGUCUUGAGAGCAAUCAGUCUACUGUUAUUCACUCUCAUCUCAUGUACUGUACAGUAGUUCAGGUACUGUCCCAUCGUGUCAGCUGUCUGUCUACAUAUCUGUGUCUCCUCCUGUGGAUGACCCUUUGUUUGUUUACAUGUAAAUGCUAGCUGUAAAUAUCAUUGUGUAUAUAUAUAUAUAUAUGUAUAUGUCUGUCCUUACAUCUGUCUGCGUGCAUUGCAUAAAUAUGCGCUACCACACUCCUCAGAAAUAAUCAAUUCCACUGUCAGAUUUCUCUCUUGCACCUUCUAACACAAAUUUCUUGACUCUAAUCUAAAGUUGUUGGGUUUUUUUUUAAAUUUUCUGCUGUUUCACGAGCUGCAUGAUGUACUAGCUAGGUCUGCUCAGCUUCUAAACCCAGCUAUUUUUGUCUCUAAAUAUUGUGAUUUUAAAUAUGAAAACAAAGAAUGGAAGACAGAAAAAGUCAACAGAGAAAGCCUAAAAAGGAAAUGAGAAAAAAAAAAACACAGCAUCUGUUUUUUUAUAUAUAACCACUGAAAUCUUUUUGUAUAGAUUUGAGUACUUUAAUUUGCACUAUAUUACCAAAAUGGCUGGUUGAAGCCAUGUUUUUUUAAUUUCCUCUCUUGGGCUACUUGUGAUAAGGAAAUUAUUAUGUCGGUUCAGGUUGAUAAAUGAAUGCAAGACACUGAUAGAGCCUUUCAACUGUAAAAAAUAAGUUCUGGGAAAUACAUCCUCUUGACAGCAGAUGAUUAGUGAAGUUAUUAUUUAGAUUAAUAUUCCGUGCAUCUGUGAUUUCAAGGUUUUAAAUACAGUUUUUGCAGGAGCUUGUUUGGUUAUACAUCUAUGGUGAUAUUUACUGUGGUUUCAUUUUCAAGACUUUAACAAAAGUCUUCAAAAUUCUUAGAUAUUAGAGUUUAAAUGAGAUAAAGAAAUCAAGUUUUCUGGUGUUUGCUUCCAAGAGGAUGUGAUGUCCCAGCUCUGCUUGCUGCCUACAGACUGGUCCUUUGUGAAUGAUGUUGUGUGUUGUUUCUGACUGCUUGGUUCCAUAUGUGAUGCCCACAGAGGCUGCAACCACUGAUGGUCUGUCUUAUAAUACAGCACUUAAACUGGCUUGUCUCACCUCUCACUCCUUCAUCUUUUUGGCUCAGGGCCGUAAUUUUCUGGAGCUACUUCACAAUUCAGUUAAUUCAGCAGCUUAAUAGGAAAACAUUACUCCACAGUAACAGUGAGACUCAAAGAGCAUGUGACCUUCUGUCAAUUUAUAGGCUGAUAACACGAAACACGCUUCUCUAAAGUGAGCCCCUCCUGGUUGACGCAUUUGACUGUGGGCAUGUACUGUACACGAGUGGCUUUGCCGUGUUUCUGUCUCCAUUCCUGUCUGAGCCAUGUCGAGCAUGUUAGAUGUGUCUGUGAGGACAUGUUGAUGAUCAAUGAGAAUGUUGCCGCAGCACUUCUUUGCAAAGGAUCGUUACCUCUGAUCAAUGCUGUGCCUUUGUUGUAAGCUAGCCUUGCCAACGACUCGAAAACGUGUCUGAGGAAACUGAUUUCCUUUUUUAUGUAUCAUAAGUGCAAGCCUGAUUUAAAAUGGAUUGAAUAUCAUUGCUGACACUAGCCUAUGUUGUAUGAGAUUUCAUCUUGUUCUGUAUCAUAUUUAUAUUUUCCAGAUCUUCAUUGUCAGUUUUGAUAUUUUAAUAUUAUAUUUCUUUUUUUUGUCUUAUUUAAUUUUUUUUACACAAGCUGUGAAAACAAUUCUGCACUUUAAUCCUGAACGUGAACAUUUAGACUCUGAGGAGGCGACUGUUUUGAUUGUUUUUUUCCCCUUUUGUCACAGCUAAAAAUAAAACUGUUGCUCCUUAAACAAA
Thunnus maccoyii (southern bluefin tuna) is the source of this 5624-nucleotide messenger RNA. RefSeq names its product LIM domain kinase 1a (gene limk1a). Gene Ontology annotation, biological process: actin cytoskeleton organization; positive regulation of stress fiber assembly; protein phosphorylation. Gene Ontology annotation, cellular component: nucleus; neuron projection; cytoplasm. NCBI's taxonomy places the organism in Eukaryota, Metazoa, Chordata, Actinopteri, Scombriformes, Scombridae. Bases 260 to 2287 code for a protein of 675 amino acids. The transcript has 16 exons. The record is from RefSeq and is a predicted model, not a curated record. Gene Ontology annotation, molecular function: protein binding; ATP binding; protein serine/threonine kinase activity.